Messenger RNA from Scheffersomyces amazonensis, 1828 nucleotides. RefSeq names its product phosphoacetylglucosamine mutase (gene AGM1). Gene Ontology annotation, biological process: UDP-N-acetylglucosamine biosynthetic process; carbohydrate metabolic process. The transcript has a single exon. Gene Ontology annotation, molecular function: phosphoacetylglucosamine mutase activity; magnesium ion binding. Bases 177 to 1790 code for a protein of 537 amino acids. Lineage: Eukaryota; Fungi; Ascomycota; Pichiomycetes; Serinales; Debaryomycetaceae. The record is from RefSeq and is a predicted model, not a curated record.
AAAAAAGAAGUAGACCAUCAUCACCAAAAGUUUUUGUUUACCUUUUUUUCGAUCCACUAUAUAAACUGAAAUUUUAACAACUUCAUAUUCAACAACUAUAAUUAGAAUUAGAAUUAGAAUUAUAUUUUAGAUUUCUAUACCCAUUGGUAAAUAUUAAUUACUUAUAAGCAUUGAUCAUGUCAUUAGAAGAAUCUGUUAGUGCUAUUGUUAGGAAACAUCCUAAACCUCAAGGUUUAAAAUUUACUUAUGGAACUGCAGGUUUCCGUACUAAAGCUAGUGAUUUAGACUAUGUUAAUUAUACAGUAGGAAUCUUAGCAUCUUUAAGAUCAAAACAAUUGGGUGGUAAAACCAUUGGAGUUAUGGUCACUGCAUCUCAUAAUCCACCACCUGAUAAUGGAGUUAAAGUUGUUGAUCCUUUAGGUAAUAUGUUAGUUGCUGAAUGGGAACAAUAUGCUACAUUAUUAGCUAAUUCUGAACCUCAAGAUUUAGUUAAUAAUAUUAAUCAAUUAGCUACUAAACUUAAUAUUGAUUUACAAACUAAAUCAAAUGUUAUAAUUGCAAGAGAUUCAAGAGAUUCAAGUCCAAUAUUAUCAAAUUCAACCAUUGAUGGAUUUAAAUCAGUACCAAAUACUCAUUAUAAUGAUUUUGGAUUAUUAACAACUCCUCAAUUACAUUAUUUAACUAGAACUUUAAAUGAUCCACCAUUUGGAGAACCAACUGAAAUAGGUUAUUAUAAGAAAAUAUCAACUGCAUUUAAGAAUAUUUUCCAAUUAAGUAAUUCUAAAAAUGAUAAAAUUAAUAUUACAAUUGAUUCUGCUAAUGGUGUUGGAGCUCCAAAAGUUGAAGAAUUAUUAAGUCAAUAUUUAUCAAAUGAAAUUUCAUUUAAAUCAGUCAAUGAUCUUUAUAAUAAACCAGAAUUAUUAAAUUUUGAUUGUGGAGCUGAUUUUGUUAAAACUAAUCAAAAAUUACCAAAGAAUGUAGAAACUCCAGAACCAAAUAAAUUAUAUGCAUCAUUUGAUGGUGAUGCUGAUAGAUUAAUUUGUUAUUAUCAAGCUUCUAAUGGAAAAUUUCAAUUAUUAGAUGGUGAUAAAUUAGCAACAUUAAUUGCUUUAUUCUUUCAACAAUUAUUAGAAAAUAUUGAUGAAACUAAAUUAAAAUUAAAUAUCGGAGUUGUUCAAACUGCUUAUGCUAAUGGAUCUUCAACUACAUAUAUUGAAGAAACUUUAAAAAUUCCAGUUCGUUGUACACCAACUGGAGUUAAACAUUUACAUCAUGAAGCAGAAAAAUUCGAUGUUGGAAUUUAUUUUGAAGCUAAUGGUCAUGGUACAGUUGUAUUUAAUCCCGAAACUGAAAAGAAAAUCUUUUCAUAUGUUGCUGAUGAAACUAAUGAAAAAGAAAUUAUUUCUAUUAAAGUUUUACAACAAUUUACUCAAUUAAUUAAUCAAGCUGUUGGUGAUGCAAUUGCUGAUUUAUUAUCUGUACUUAUAAUUCUUCAUUUUCUUAAAUUAAGUCCAGAAGAUUGGAAUAAAUCAUAUACUGAUUUACCUAAUAAAUUAACUAAAGUUAUUGUUCCUGAUAGAAGUAUUUUUAAAACUACUAAUGCUGAAAGAACUCUUGUAGAACCAAUUGGUAUUCAAGCUAAGAUUGAUGCAUUAACUGAAAAAUAUCCUAAUGGUAGAUCAUUUGUAAGAGCUUCUGGUACAGAAGAUGCUGUAAGAGUAUAUGCUGAAGCCAAUACUAAAGAAAAUACAGAAGAAUUAUCUAAAUUAGUUGGAGAACUUGUUAAAUGAAUAAAUAGACUAAUGAAUUCUAUAUAAAAUAAAUUAUU